Molecule: messenger RNA, 1242 nt
Organism: Stegodyphus dumicola
Lineage: Eukaryota; Metazoa; Arthropoda; Arachnida; Araneae; Eresidae
Source: RefSeq, a predicted model, not a curated record
AUGUCCAGUAUACAGAGCAGUUCUCGACAGCAAGUCGAAAGCCUCGAACAAACAAUAGACCCCACAUCUCCGCUUCUAAAACUGGCUAACAAUCUAAAUUUUAUGCAGGUCAACCUACAACGCUCAAAAGCAGCCACGUUAAAUGCAAUUCAGGCAAUGACACAACUCCAAGCAGAUGUAGGCCUUCUACAAGAACCUUACACUUUAAAUGGAUAUAUACCAGGAAUCCCAACACUCUUCAAAGUAUUCCUGUCCGCAAACUGCCUAGCAGCUAUAAUUUAUAAAGGCCCACUAACACCAGUCCAUAAGAAAACUACAGAUCACACAGUCACUGUGCUACUCGAGUCAGCUGCAACCUCACUUGAAAUUACGUCUAUCUACUUCCCGCCCAGAGCUUAUAUGGCAACAUCACUAGCAGAAUUAGAAACUGGGCUAACAACUCAACCCACACAUAGAAUAAUAGGAGGAGACUUUAAUGCAACCAGCCCACAAUGGGGAGCACACUUGGAAACUCCACAAGCAAGAAUAGUGCAAGAAUUUGUAAUGUCUUAUAACCUGACUAUUCUCAAUGACCCAGAGUCAAAGCCAACAUUCUGUACCACACGGGCACAAGGCUGGCCCAAUUUAACAAUUGCAUCAGCUAAUACAGCAGCAUUAAUACAGAACUGGGAAGUCAGCGACUUACCAUCUGUCAGUGAUCACCGCAUUAUCACAUUUCAGCUGGGAACCUCGUAUACCUACUUCAUAAAACGUCGCUACAAAACAUGCCAUGGUGGGCAUGAAGCAUUCAGAAUUCAACUCCAACCGCACAUAGCAAGUCUUGAAGCAAACUUAGAUAAUUGUCAAAGCCCAGAGCAACUUGAUUAUCAUUACAAUCAACUUGUGCAACACUUAACAAAAGCUUGCGAUAAUACCUUUCGCAAGAAGGCCAUAUUUGCAACCAAAAGCCUUUCUUGGUGGACUCCUACACUAAAUGCAGAACGUAGCAAAAUCCAGGCUUUGUGCAGCAGAAAGCACAAGCAACAACAGAGCAGCCACUUAGAAGUCAACGCAUGCUGGAAUUUUGCAAAGGCCAGGGCGCAAUACAAUUAUAUGCAAGUACAACAUUACGGCAGCAAAACUCUCUUCUUGGAUGCACUACUGUUCCACAGCGACGAAAACUUAUAUUGUAGUGCAGAAAAUAGCCUGCGACAAAGUAUUUCGAUCAACAAUGCUGACAGCCUCACUCCUACCUUCUGCUAA